Messenger RNA from Fusarium odoratissimum NRRL 54006, 831 nucleotides. Its product is annotated as tyrosine 3-monooxygenase/tryptophan 5-monooxygenase activation protein. Gene Ontology annotation, biological process: signal transduction. NCBI's taxonomy places the organism in Eukaryota, Fungi, Ascomycota, Sordariomycetes, Hypocreales, Nectriaceae. Gene Ontology annotation, cellular component: cytoplasm. The transcript is spliced from 3 exons. Bases 1 to 831 code for a protein of 276 amino acids. The record is from RefSeq and is a predicted model, not a curated record.
AUGCAGGGUAAGAAGUUUGUCUCUCCGCUCGAUCGGUCUCUCCAGGCCCAUAACACUGAUGUUUAUGGCUGUAGCCAGGUUUUCCUCGCUCGCCUCUGUGGUCAGGCUCAGCGCUAUGAUGACAUGGUGCCCCUUUUGAAGCAAGUCGUCAAGAAGGGUGUUGAGCUGAGUGUCGAUGAGCGGAACCUUCUCACUACUGCUUUUAAUAACGUUUUCAACACCCGUCGUGCCAGCUGGCGCAUUAUCUUCUCGAUCGAGAAAAAUGAGUACAAGGGUAGUGAGAAGCAUUUUGCUACCAUCCGCGGAUACCGCAUCAAGAUUGAGAAUGAGAUCGAAGAGAUCUGUCGGGACGUCUUGGAUCUGCUAGACCAGAGCCUGAUCCCAAAUGCCAGUACUGGCGAGUCAAUGGCAUUAUAUUACAAGAUGAAGGGUGAUUACAGCCGUUAUCUGACCGAGUUCGUAUCGGGUAAGAAACACAAUCCUGCAGUUAUCUCUGGGUAUAAUGCCUACAAGAUUGCUGCCUAUGUUGCUCAGGCAGAGUUAACAGCCGCUCAUCCAUUGAGGCUGAGCGUGGCUGUCAAUUUCUCUGUUUUCUACUACAGGAUUCUGAAUUCACGCGAUCGUGCCCGGUAUCUUGCGAAACAUGCUUUUGACGAUGCCAAGGCCGAGCUCGAUGUCCUAAUCAAGGAGCCUGAAGACGACAGUAUCCUUCUCAUGCAACUCCUUUGCAUCAACCUGACCCUUUGGGCGUCUUCAGACAGUGGUAAGCGUGAAGGGAUUAGCUGCAGAAAGACGAGGCACACAAUUGGCGCCCGCAUUCAGUCGACAUAG